Molecule: messenger RNA, 717 nt
Organism: Aplosporella prunicola CBS 121167
Lineage: Eukaryota; Fungi; Ascomycota; Dothideomycetes; Botryosphaeriales; Aplosporellaceae
Exons: 2
Coding region: 1-717 (238 amino acids)
Source: RefSeq, a predicted model, not a curated record
AUGGCGUCCAGCACCACCCCACCGCGUACACCACCACCACCACCACCAGCGCCCACCACCCUCGCCGCCGCACGCACGCACCACGCCACGCUGAUCGAGUGCGCCCUCCCCUCCUCUCCCCUAACAUACGUACACACGACUAACACCCCCAGCGAGCUCUACAUCGCCCUCCUCGCCUUUAUCCGGCAGCACCCCCUAACCUUCGACGCCGCCAACGCCCCCCUCCCCUACUACCUAUCCGCACUCGCCCCCGAAACCGCCAUGCUCGUGCUCGACGAAGUCUCCCUGCCAGCAGGGCUGCGCCCGUCGCGCCUAGAACUACAUGACGGGGCGAAGGCGCUGGGGCUCGAGACUGUGCGGUUGAUUGAAACGUGGCCGGGGGUGAAGGGGGAGUUUGCCAACCCCAACACCCGCCUAGCCUACGCCCUCCUCCUCCUCGAAGACGUGGCGCAAGCGCUCGAUACGGGCGCGGGCCUUCCGCGCUACACGCCCGACCCGCUGCCCUGGCUGGCGGGGAACGUGAUGGUGUGGUUGCGGACGGUAAAGGCAGUAGCGGUGGGGGUGGAGAGGCUGCCUGCGCCGCUGCCUGCUGCUGGGGCUGCGGCUGUGGUUCCUGUGGCUGGAGCUGUGCAGGGGGGUAGUGGUGGUGCUGCGGUGGCGACGACGCCGGAGCGUAGGGGCUUGAGGAGGGUGCUAGGGUGGUUAAGAAGGGGUUGA